AUGACACGCCUUCUUCUUUCAAUCUCUCUGUUGUUAGGCCUCGUCCACCGCAUUGCCUCUUGGGGACACGUUGAUCCAACCAAAGGGUUCCUGUCUCUUCCGCUGAAUCAAUCCAACUUCGAUAUUCAACGACCCUACGACGUACCUGAAGACGAGCGAUAUUCAUUCAAAGAUGGAGUUCACAAGCUUUGGGUGUUUUCCAGUGACAAGCCUCACACGCCCACAAGCCGAACCAACCCUCGCACCGAGAUCCGCAUCAGCGGAUAUGAUUAUUCGUCCGGAGUGUGGCAAUUCGAAGGAUAUGGGUACGUGCCGUGCGGAACAUCGGGCGUGUGCAUCAUGCAAGUCUUUGGGGCGAGCCCUCACGCCACAACCGUAAUGCUCCGAGUCUAUAAUGGCUCGUUAUACUAUUACAGAAGCCCGGUCUUGCUCGAGAACGUUUACGACAGAUGGUUCAAGCUCAACGUGAUACACGACUUGAACACCUCCACCGUGAAGAUCUACAUAGACGAACAGCUCAAGAUGGUGGCUCCUGGUCGCGGUGGGGCUUCACAUUACUUCAAGUGCGGGGUGUAUGCUCAAGAUGAUGCUUCCUACUAUAUGGAGUCACGUUGGAAGGGAAUCAAGGUUCUCAAGAUAUGUGAUUGA
Messenger RNA from Syzygium oleosum, 648 nucleotides. Its product is annotated as citrate-binding protein-like. The record is from RefSeq and is a predicted model, not a curated record. NCBI's taxonomy places the organism in Eukaryota, Viridiplantae, Streptophyta, Magnoliopsida, Myrtales, Myrtaceae. The coding region runs from base 1 to 648 and encodes 215 amino acids. The transcript is spliced from 2 exons.